This is a messenger RNA of Acanthopagrus latus (yellowfin seabream), 3063 nucleotides long. RefSeq names its product tumor necrosis factor receptor superfamily member 5. The record is from RefSeq and is a predicted model, not a curated record. NCBI's taxonomy places the organism in Eukaryota, Metazoa, Chordata, Actinopteri, Spariformes, Sparidae. Bases 637 to 1599 code for a protein of 320 amino acids. Gene Ontology annotation, biological process: cellular response to interleukin-1; response to type II interferon; positive regulation of endothelial cell apoptotic process. The transcript has 8 exons. Gene Ontology annotation, molecular function: CD154 receptor binding; transmembrane signaling receptor activity; antigen binding. Gene Ontology annotation, cellular component: membrane; external side of plasma membrane; CD40 receptor complex.
AUCAUCUCUGUGCAGUUUUAACUCAACAACACCCCUGCAGUGGUGGGACAAAGGUUUAGUGGGAACAAUGGAGAUGGAGAGAAAGGAAAGGGUGUAGAGGAGAGAGGAAAUGUUUCAUUGUGCUGGGCUGCUUUGCGUAGUGAAAGAGUGCCAAAAUCAGCCUUUGGUCCUGUAGCUCUACGGAAACACACGCACUGCUUACCUCGCAGUGAGAGGGCUAGCGCAGGAAGGAAAUGAGGAGAGACAGAGACGAGAGAGAGAGAGAGAGAGAGAGAGAGAGAGAGACUGAGGGGAAAACAGCCGAUAAGGGUCACUGGGGUUUUCCACCGUGUAGGGUUAGAAAAGACAUGAGAAGUAGGUAAGGCUGAGUGAGGGGGGAAACAUACAUCCAGUCGCAGACAGCUCAGGCAGGCGGAAAGUGAGUGAGAGAGAGAGAAGAGACUGACGAGGAGUGAAUGAGUGAACGUCAGAAAAAGAGGAAGAUACUGCACCUUGAUUGAUGCUCAGUCAGCUCAGAUAAGUUAGACGGCUGCCGUUUCAAAGGACAGGAGUACGUUUAGGAGAAGAGUGUACAGGAAGACGGCCGUUGAAGAUAUUUCACACGCAGGUGGAGGACUGUAAUCGAAUGGGCUACAAAUGGAUGUGAACAUCUGUUCAAAUCAGGGGAAGUUCGUAAACAAAAAUAGGCAAUGCUGCGAUCGUUGCAAGGCAGGGACAUACAUGAAAGCUGAGUGUGAUGGAUCGAAGGCGACCGAGUGUGCCCGAUGUGAAGAUGGGCAAUACACUGCCACAAUAAAUCAUUCGAAGAAAUGUCAGGCCUGCAGGGACUGCAGUCACAGUAACAACCAGAGGUAUGCAAAGACGUGUAAGACAGACGAGGACGCAGUAUGCGAGUGUGUGGAUGGUUAUUUCUGUGCUCAUCCUGGCUGUGAACACUGCAAGCAAGCAAAGCUGUGUUCUGUGGGUGAAGGGGUCAAGGUUCGAGCUGCUGGCAUGAAUGACACGAUCUGUGCUCCGUGUGAAGGAGGGACCUACAGCAACGUAACAGAUUCAUUUUCAGUCUGUAAACAGCAUACCAGAUGUGAGAACAUCGGUAGGUUGGAGAAAACUCCAGGAACCUCCAGCACUGAUGCCGUCUGUGGCGACCGCAUAGGAUGUAACUGGAUAUUACCCGCAGGCCUGUGGUCAGGACUCGUGUUGACCGCACUCGUCCUGUUCGUUUUUAUCUGCUGGAGGGAAAAACGCAAGUCAUACAGACCAGCCAGCCCACCUGUUCCAGUUACUUUGGUUGAUAUGGCUCCAGCGGCACCCGCCAGUCCACUGGACCUGCCUUUACCGACCACAGAGCUGAAAAGUUACUGCCAAGAGAGCUGCACUGUAGACGGAUGUGAUUUACCACUGAUUAAGCAAGAUGAUAAUGUGGUCACUGACAGCCCUCAGGACAGCGUGGACAGCUACAGUCCCAUAACUCCAUUCAAGGUUUCAGUUUCAUUCACUGAACCCAGCCACAGGAAUGGAAAUGCUGUACACUGCAACAGCUUCUUCAGGACCCACUCAGAGCCACAGGAGGACGAGUGGUGCGGGGACAUAAUCAAGUAAAAGUUACACCAACGUUUACUCGGAGCCACAAGGUCUCACUCCAGGGUAGAGACAGUCCUCAAAGGGGACCUACAGUAUUUAUACCAAAGAAAAAGUAAAGUUUGCUGCCCCCUGCAGGACUUUAAUGACAAUUUCAGCACCAAUAAUGUGAUAUUUCUGUGUAAAGCCCACUGGUGCAGCUCUGUACUUGAGUAUUUUCCUAUGAUGUGAAUUAGUCUUAGAUGGGAGCUUCACAAGUGUUUUUACCACCAGCUCAGUGGUGUCUCUAUUUAAAAAUAACUAUAUUUUAUAUAUCUUCUAGAGUCAAACUUUAGACAAAUCUCAUGAAAAGACCAAAAGCAACAGCCAGCAACAAAUGUGUCAAGUUUGUGUGUGUUGUCAAAGCCUGAUGUGGCUCAUCCUUAAACAGAGCUCCAUUGUCCAAAAAAACUAUUUAAAACAGCUGAAUGAGCCACACUGUUGCACUGGGUGACUGUGUUACUUCAUCACAUCGAGGAAGGCACUGUAGUUUAAUCAGUCAAGCCCAUGUUUUGCUGCUGAAAAAGCGUUCACUAAAUGUGGCUCAAUCCACAGCAGAAAAUAGUCCCCGAGAGAUUCUGUUUUAUACUGCUGAGUCAGCAACAUUUGGUAAAAAUAACAGCGCUCAGCUGUUUUGGAAAAGGAUCGUUUGUUUGAAAAAAGUUCAACAAAAUAUUUUGGCCUGUUUUUAAACUACAUCUUUGUAAGAACAAACGGGCCUGAGUGCCACAUAGAAGUCAGAAAAUGAAAGACGUUUGUGUUGAAAAUGUUAAAACACGGUAAUCAGAUUACUUUAUUCACUACAAUCUCAUAUCAAAGUUGCAGUUUUACCUCUCUGUUUAUAAAUUCAAAUUAAAUAAAUCACCUCCAUUUCAUAUUUGUGACUUUCACCCCUCGUACAUACUGGGGCCACAUUCCCACACAAACGAUCGUUGGUGUUUUCAUGGGAUUUGUUGACAAUUGGAAAAAUACAAUACUUCUUGUUUUAAUGUAAUGUAAUGUAAAAUGUGUCGUAAUUUUAUUUCUAUGAAUUUCUAAUUUAAUUUAUAUUGUUCCUACCAUGUUGAGAAUUUGUACAUGAAAAAUGGUUCAAGCAACCAAACAGUCCGUUUUUUUUAAACGUACAUUGUCGUGAGAACUUCUGUUGACUUUCAGUAUUCAUAAAAACUGUAUGAAGCGUUGGAGAUAUGCACCAGUAAUGCUGCUGCCAUUUAAAGUCUGAGGAAUGAGGCAGCAGUGACACCCAGCAGAUGUAUGAUUUGUUUAUGACAUUAUGAAGACAGAUGCAGGAGGAAGCACGAUGGGAAUGUUUACACAAGUUCUUCUGUUCCGCUUCUCUCUUCUCAGUUAAUACCAUCGGACAGAAACAUACAGAUCAGUGAUUUUCACAGAUAUUCGGUCUCAUGUGAUGCUUCAAACUAAUGUUGAUUUAAAAAGAAAAAAAAA